GAAAAUUUUUAUUUUUUUUUCUUCAAAAUCUAAAUAUCCGAACCCGAUCCGAAAUAACCGAAACCGAACUUAAAAUACCCGAACCCGACCCGAAGUACAGAAAUACCCGAACGGGUUCUACACCUCUAUACCGAAAUAUCCGAAAAUCCGAAAUACCCGACCCGAACCCGAACGGGUACCCGAACGCCCACCCCUACAAUAUAUAAUGGUGAAAUUCGAUUCCCCCUUCUUUUAAACAACUUUAGGAUAUUUUGUACCGGUUUAAUAAACAUCAUCACUAGACAAAUAUUAUUGACUUGAAUCUUGCUUUUUUUUUUUGUGCAACUGACUUGAAUCUUGCUUGAAGUCUAAUUAUCGUAGCCUUGAGACAAAUUGGUUGGCCUUUGGUUGUUUAGAGUCAGUUUUCAGACAAUUUUAGAUAAUGUUUUUUCAAUACACAUUUACGUAUAGACGUGUACACGUAUAUAUAUGUAAGAGAAAUAUUUUAAAAGAAAGGAACAAAUAAUGAUAGAUGGAGUGGAGUAGUGGUAGAGAUAGAUGAAGGGCGAGCCGUAGAUUCCGUGAGGGACAGGCUUGCAUUGCACUUACCAUUACUCCUUCCCUUCCUUCAUUUAUUUUUUCUUUAAUAAUAUAUAUACAGUUUUAGAACAAAUUUAGAAUGCGUUUGAUUUGAUUUAGAACUAGAUUGUAGAUUAAAACUUGAUAGGAUUUGUCAGAAAAAUAAAUCAACAAUUACAAUGUAAGAUACAAACUACAUAUUCUCUAAGAUAAUUUUUAAAAUAGUGAAGUUUUAUCAUUGAAAUUUACAAAAACAAUCAUGUCUAAAUAUUAAAACUAAAUAUAUAAUGUUAAAUCAUAUAAUUAGAUAUACUUUUGUGAUAUUCUAUCUUGUAAUGACUAUUUUGAAGUGAUGCCUAAAAUUUGUUAACGUACAUAUCAAAGUGAAAACUAAUUUUAACAACAACAAAAAAAACUACUAAACUAUUUGAUAUGUGUUCAUACCCAAAAUAAAUAGGUACACAGAGUAACAACACGGAUAAUGAAGUGGAAUAAACAAAUAAUACUAUAGAUAUUGUCUAAAUUGGCACGUUUUGUUGCAAAUUAUUACACACACUCUUUCUCUCUCUUUAUCUCAUUGUCUUGUGAUUAGUUUGCCAAGUUGGGUAAAUACUAGAAGAGAGAGACAAUAACAGAAUUACUAAAAUUUUAGAGGCUACAAAAAGACAAGUCCAAACAUAUUCACACACUUGCAAAGUUUUUUCUUAUAUAUGUCUGGUGUCUCUCUUUGACUUGUCUCUUCCUAUAUCACUCACUAUUUAUGUAUCCAUCUCUCCACACAUCUCUCUCCAUCCCACACACAUCUUCCUCUUAACACAUUACUAUAUAUGCAUAUAUCUCAUUCUUAAACUUCUUCAUAAUCAACAUCAACACAAAUCCUCUUCUCCUUUAGUGAUCUUCAUCUCUUGAUGGAAGCGUUUGUAGAGGCCAUAGCGGCUUCAAAGGAGCAAUCAUUAAUCUUUAAAGGGAAGCGUACAAAGCGACAACGUCCACAGUCUCCCAUUCCUUUCUCUAUCGCCCCUCCUAUAGUUUCUUCCCAUGCACGUGACAUUCUAGAAGAAUCCAAAAAGGAUGGUGUGAUCACGUCUUCAUCUUCAUCAGCCUCUUGGUUCUCUAACAACAACGCAACUUUGAAGGCUGAAGAAGACGAGGAAGAGCAAGACAUAGCCAACUGUUUGAUCCUCUUGUCUCAAGGUCACUCUCUUCCCAUACCUAACCACGAAGCAAACAACAAUAACACGUUUAGAUUUAGCAGCAGGAGGUUUCUAGAGACUUCUUCAUCUAACGGUGGUGGCAAAGCCGGUUACUACGUUUAUCAAUGCAAAACUUGUGACCGGACCUUCCCUUCUUUCCAGGCUUUAGGCGGCCAUAGAGCUAGCCACAAGAAACCUAAAGCCACGUUAUCCUUAUAUUCCAACAUUGACGUUAAGAAGAAUAUCUACGAAAGUGACGCCGUUUCACUCGUCACAACCUCAACUAUUUACAAGAACAAUAACAAUAGAUCGCUUGCCGUGUAUGGUAAGGCUGGUAGCAAUAAGGUUCAUGAAUGUGGAGUCUGUGGAGCCGAGUUUACGUCCGGGCAAGCCUUAGGUGGCCACAUGAGACGGCAUAGAGGCGCAGUGGUUAUUGCUGCGGCGCCGGUUACCACCGUGACGGUGGCCACGGCUGCUGCCAACACGGAGUUAUCAUUGUCUUCUAUGUCGUUCGAUCAAAUAUCCGACGGUCAAGAUCAUUUGGUGAUGCCAGCUACAAAGAGAGCUAAGAAGACGGUCGUGUCAUUGGAUUUGGAUCUGAAUCUACCCGCAUCCGAAGAUGAGAAUCGGGUCAACGGGUUUACCUUUGCUUUGAAGCAAAAACAGGAACAAGAACAUCAACCAACGAUGCAAAGAGAAGAACCAAAGUGUCUUCUCAUGUCUGCUCCUACUUUGGUGGAUUGCCGUUACUGAUAAACAUCAUAACCUAAAAAAAACAGAAAAUCAUUUUAAUAUAUUUUCUUCUUUUUUAUUUACUGGGAAAGUGGUAAUUCAUUGUUUGUAUAUCAAAUGUUUUUUUUUGUAUGUAACCGAUUCUUUGCUUGUUAAAGACUUGCGAGAUUCUUUUUUUCCAUUGGGGUGUCUUUUUCAGAGGAAUUAUAAAAUAUAAUUACUUUGCUAGUUUCGAUUUGUUACAAAAAGAAAUGUGUAGAAAAAAUUGAUGUCACGUUCUCUUUAUACUUUUUUUUUUGAUUAAAACGUUCUUUAUACUUCUGAUCGAAAAAAUUAAUUUUCUCUCUUUAUCCCCGAAGAAAAAACUAAAGCUCAUGAUAAGUGCGUGACGAAGGUCGAGUCUAUUGUUUUAAUUCUUUUUCUGUUACAAUAAAGUUUAUUGCCAGUGGUGAUUGCUUACAAUAAUGUUGUCACAUUAUAUACUCUAUUCACAUUCUGUUUAGUUGGAAUGAAUGCUUUUCCUAGAUUCCUGGAUCUCAGUUGAGCAACAAUUUGAUUAUCUUCUUAAACUUUAUAAUACUUUAUUUACCUUAGAAAAUAUAUGCAUAUUCUGAAAUUACUCUCCGCCAAGAAACUAUAAUCACUUCAAUUUUAUCAAAUUUCAUGGAAGCAAACACUUGUUAAGAUAAAACUCUCAUAUAAAUAUUAACACAGUCAUUACAGAAUACAAAUCAGCUGGAAAGGAUAAAUAAUCACACUUCAAAUACAAGGCCUAGUAUACUAUUCACAGUAAAGAUUUAUCUAUCAUUGACGCCAAACGAAUGGGCCUCUCUGCCUAUGAUGCGGCCCACAGUACAUUAAUUCGAUUCCACGUAGGUUGCUAAAUUGGGUAAUUCGACACGUUAGAACGUUCCAGAGCAACAAUGUCGAUGACGUGUCACCUAACUAGACGCGGUCGCUGAUCAACUAUCACCUUCCCGUCACUGUAACCUCCUCUCCGAACUCACACCAUCGUGGACGAUUUUAAAAAAACCUUCGCCGCGUCAUUGCUUUCGUUUCUUCUUUCCACGGUUGUUUAAUUCCCCAAUGGCACCAUCGUGAUCGACUCUCUCUCUCUCUCUCCUCCGUCUUUCCCCCAAUUCUUCUCAAAACCCUAAUUUAAUCAGCCGAUAAAAUUA
This is a messenger RNA of Brassica rapa (field mustard), 3661 nucleotides long. Its product is annotated as zinc finger protein ZAT5. The record is from RefSeq and is a predicted model, not a curated record. Lineage: Eukaryota; Viridiplantae; Streptophyta; Magnoliopsida; Brassicales; Brassicaceae.